CCCAAGAGAUGCGUUCAACCGACCACCGAGAAGCAAAUCGAAGCGUACUAUCUCAACAAGAAGGUGGUGAAGAAGUGCACGCCGCUGGAGACGAUAUUCGAGGAACCGAAGGUGGUGAAGGAGAAAGAAACCUUCCUGGGCAACCGAAAGUUGAACAGGAGCAUAAAGUUCUCGGACGGGAAGAACGUGAGCAAGGUUACCGUGCAGAAUCGGAGGAAGAAGAUCAAGGAGAUAUUUGGGAGGAUCCCAAAGUACAAGAAGAUCCCGAUGGAUUUCUUCCUGGAGUACUUCACGGGCGCCAAGCCCACGACGGAAACGACUGGAGGACAAGACUUGCCGCAAGCGCCUGACGCGUAAGCUGAAUCUCCUCUCUUUGGGGAUUUCCACCACUGCCUGGCGAGACGACGCCCACCCUAAAAGUCUGAGAUGUGAGCGAAGGAGAGUUUACUUUUUAAAAGACGGUUGCAGUUCAAUCACCUCAAUGGAGGCGCGCGAGAGGAUGUUUCAGGUAAGCGACCCACUCGAGGGCAGGAAGUGAAUUGAGACGGGCGAAUAAAGGGGAAUGAGAAGAGAGGGAAUUUGAGGAGAAAAAAUGCGCGAUUUUCCUUAAAAUUUAAGUAAUUAUUACAGACACUUAUCAUGUAAAUUAAUUGUAGUGAAUUUUAGUCCGUAAUUAUAUACAAAUUAGUGGUUAAAUAAAUCCUUUCCCGCGUGAUACACGUGAAUAUUGAAAAU
Messenger RNA from Phlebotomus argentipes, 735 nucleotides. Its product is annotated as protein tantalus. NCBI's taxonomy places the organism in Eukaryota, Metazoa, Arthropoda, Insecta, Diptera, Psychodidae. The annotation marks the transcript as partial. The record is from RefSeq and is a predicted model, not a curated record. The transcript has a single exon.